ACUUCCUGUGAAAAUGCUGUAUGUUUUCAAUGGACUUCCUGUCCAUUUAAAGAUAUCUUCAAAUGAACAGGAAGUUAUUUAGAGAUAUCUCAAAAUGAUUUAGAGAUAUCUCGAAAUGAACAGGAAGCUAUUUGAAGAUAUCUUCAAAUGAUUUGCAGAUAUCUUUAAAUGAACAGGACGUUAUUUAAAGAUAUCUUCAAAUGAUUUAGAGAUAUCUUUAAAUGAACAGGACGUUAUUUGAAGAUAUCUUUAAAUAAUAUGUGGAUUUGGCUAGCAUGGUGCGCCAAACUGUCAUUUAGAGAUAUCUCUAAACCAUUUCAAGAUAUCUCGAAAUAACUUCCUGUUUAAAAGUAAACCAGGAGAAAUAUUUUAUUCACUCAGUUAAGGAGUACAGUGGGGGCAAAGGCGCUAUGGCUCAUCCUGAAGCUGUACUAACAACUCUUGGAGCAAUUAAAAAUACACUCAGCACACUUGAAAGACAUUUUCAAGACGGUUCUAUUGAAAUUGAUAACAGUUAUAGACUGUUUCAAAAUGCAAAAACAAACUUUGAUAGAAUCAGUAUGGAAAUUCCAGAAAACGUUAGAGUGGAAAUAUCAAACUGUUUUCAUGAAUUAAUGCCGGUGUUCGAAAACGAAGGAAUUUCUGACACCCAGUCAAGCAUAAAUACCGGUGGUGAUUUCGUGGUUCAGCGGAGGAGAGAAGGUAAGUUAAUGUCUCUAUUCUCUUUGGGAACUACAGUCAUUUUAAUACACACGUGGAUUGGUUAUUGUCGCAUUUAAUUUUUUAUUUAUUUAUUUAUUUUUAAUACAGGUCAGUUUGGUUUGCCAAGGAUUUCUGUUUCGAGACACCAGCUCCAGAUUUUCGUUUCUCGAGGAUACACAGGAAAGAGGAUUGCUGAACAUUUAGGAUGCUCGGUGUCAUACAUUUAUAAGCGCUUAAGCGGAGGGUCUGUCACCAAGAGACAAAUACAGCAACAUCACAGACAGCGAACUCGAUACUGAAGUAAAGUCACUUCAUUCCCAGUAUCCAAAUGCAGGGGCCGAGAUGAUGAAUGGAUAUCUUAGAGCUAAGGGGAUAUUUGUUCAGCGACAGAGAAUACGCAAGUCUCUAAACAGCAUCGAUCCAGUAAGCAGUGCUGGACGAAGGGCCCAAGUCAUUAACAGAAGAUCUUACCACGUCCCAUCACCAAACAGCAUGUGGCAUAUGGACGGUCAUAUGAAGCUGAUAAGGUGGGGAUUUGUUAUCCAUGGUGCCAUAGAUGGUUUUUCUCGCCUUGUUCCAUAUUUGCAUUGUGCCACAGACAAUAGCUCAAGCACAGUUCUACAGGCUUUCUCCAAAGCAGUGGCAGAAUAUGGGUUACCGUCUCGCAUGAGGUCAGACCAUGGUGGAGAAAACAUACAGGUAGCCUUGCUUAUGAACAUCUUGAGAGGGCUCCAGCGUGGCAGCCACAUAACUGGAGUAUCUGUUCAUAACCAGAGAAUAGAAAGACUUUGGAAAGAUGUGUUCCUACAAGUUGUAGAGCCCUUGUACAAGGAAUUCUAUGAUUUAGAAGAUCUUAGUAUAUUAGAGGCAGAUAAUGAUGUUCACAAAGCAUGCUUGCAGUUGGUGUACCUUCCAGAAAUUAAUAAAAGAUUACAAUUAUUCAGACAAGGAUGGAAUAAACAUAAAAUCCGAACAGAAAGGAACAGAACACCUGAACAAAUUUGGUCAGAUGGAUUGGCUGCAACACUUGCAAGCUCUGCUGAAUCAGGGGCAAACAUUUUGGAUGGUAAACAAUUUGAAGAACAUUUAAUAUUACAUUUACAAAGAGCUGGAGUCCAAACAACAGAUAUUUUUAGUAUGACAGAAACUGAAGAGCAUUCCAAUCCACUUAAUUUAACUACUCAGCAGCUUAAUACCCUUAAAGAGGAAAUCCAACUUGAAGGAGACUUUAGAGAUAAAUAUGCACGUUGCAUUCACAAAACACUAGAGUUUAUGUUUUCUAACGAUACCUCCAAUGCAUCUCCAAAUUAUUAAAUUAAAUUAUUAAUUGAAACAAAUAAUAAAACCAUCCUAUUUGUUUUAAUAUGAUCAUUCUGGAACUUAAGUUUUCAAGACACAGCACAGCAAAAUGUUGUACUUUUUAACCAAUUCAGGAAGCUUGUUUUCCAUGAUUGUCUAGGUGCGGUCGGAGCAAAUGAAGUUGUUUUAUGAUUUGGUCAUGAAUUACACCUAGCAUAAGGGUGUCUAGAAACUGCAAGUGGACAUAGACCUGUGUGGUUUUGUAAGCUGGAGGGUACACUAGCUGUGGGAAAUUACGGCUUAAAGUCUUUAUAACUACCAAGCAACAUUCUACUUUUACCUACAUAUCUUAAUUCCACUUAAUCACUAUUGUUCUAGAAAAAAAAGUAAUACUUUUGAGGAACUGAUCCUGCAUUUAUUUAUUUAUUGUACACAAAGAGAUGAUUGGUGGUCAUAGUUACCUGUGGUAAAAACUUUCAUAUAAUUUGUCCAGUCCAAUAUGAAAGCAGGACACAUUGUAUUUAUAACAUCAAACUGUAUUUAAAUGCUUCUGUUCUGAUUGUAAUAUUUUACCAUUAAAGAUAUGA
This is a messenger RNA of Acipenser ruthenus (sterlet), 2588 nucleotides long. RefSeq lists its product as uncharacterized. Gene Ontology annotation, biological process: DNA integration. The record is from RefSeq and is a predicted model, not a curated record. The transcript is spliced from 3 exons. Lineage: Eukaryota; Metazoa; Chordata; Actinopteri; Acipenseriformes; Acipenseridae. The coding region runs from base 1045 to 2016 and encodes 323 amino acids. Gene Ontology annotation, molecular function: nucleic acid binding.